AUGUCCACGCGCAGUGGUUGGGUUGUCUCGGGUGUCGUCGUGUUAUGUGGCGGCGCGCAUGCUACAUUUGACCCGACCUACCACGCCCUGUGGGCGUGCUCAAUUCUCGCCGCCCGUUCGUUCGCUCGUCGGCCACCUGCUCCAUUUAGCAACUGUCAUAGAUCCGGAUCAAGCGCGUCCGAUCCAGCCGAACCCAGCCGACAUUCGGCUAGAGCGGGUCGCCCUACAGUUUGA
Rhodofomes roseus is the source of this 234-nucleotide messenger RNA. RefSeq lists its product as uncharacterized. NCBI's taxonomy places the organism in Eukaryota, Fungi, Basidiomycota, Agaricomycetes, Polyporales, Fomitopsidaceae. Bases 1 to 234 code for a protein of 77 amino acids. The transcript has 2 exons. The record is from RefSeq and is a predicted model, not a curated record.